This is a messenger RNA of Penaeus vannamei (Pacific white shrimp), 663 nucleotides long. The record is from RefSeq and is a predicted model, not a curated record. NCBI's taxonomy places the organism in Eukaryota, Metazoa, Arthropoda, Malacostraca, Decapoda, Penaeidae.
AUGUUACUUAGCAAGAAUCUUACUUCUCCUGUUAUGACGAUAGAGGCAUCGGUUGUUUUUGCUCUUUUGGCGGCUGUGGCCUCGGCGGUUCCUGAAGAAGGCUACAACUACCAGGCUCCAGGAGGUCAGGGAUCCCAGUUUCCGACCGGGGCGGGAGGGGCACAGUACCCCUCCGUGCCCGCCCAGUACGCCUUCCAGUGGGACGUGAACCAUGAGCCUUCAGGAAACUUCUAUGGUCACAAAGAGCAGAGGGAAGACGCCAACACUCAAGGAAGUUACUACGUCCAGCUGCCCGAUGGUCGACGUCUUCUGGUCGAGUACUACGUGGACGCCUCCGGUUACCAUCCCACCGUCACCUUCGAGGGAGAGGCGCAGUAUCCUUCAGGAGGGAAUCGAGGAUAUGGCCAAUCCGGUCAGGGACUGAACCACGGGUCUCCCUCACAAUCAUAUGGUGUCCCAUCUAAUGCCGGUGUAAGAGAAAUUGAGAGAUAUAGAAGCAACCAGCUUAGUAUCAAUGAUUACGGAAAACUACAUUUUCAGUUGCCGAUAGAAAGUCUGAUCAAUAUACACUCACAAAAACACACACAUUUACACAAAUUCUACUCAGCAACGUUAUCCUGUAUGAAGACCUGUGUUCUCCAGGAAGAACGAACACAGAAUUAG